Hemibagrus wyckioides is the source of this 1115-nucleotide messenger RNA. It is a transcript of the gene hsd17b1, whose product is annotated as hydroxysteroid (17-beta) dehydrogenase 1. Gene Ontology annotation, biological process: estrogen biosynthetic process. Gene Ontology annotation, molecular function: estradiol 17-beta-dehydrogenase [NAD(P)+] activity. The transcript has 6 exons. The record is from RefSeq and is a predicted model, not a curated record. Bases 82 to 966 code for a protein of 294 amino acids. NCBI's taxonomy places the organism in Eukaryota, Metazoa, Chordata, Actinopteri, Siluriformes, Bagridae. Gene Ontology annotation, cellular component: cytoplasm.
AGCUGGGAAACACAUCUCGCCUCUCAGCAUUCCUGCUCACAUCUUUCUCCAGCACUGUGGACUGAAUUUAGCUUAGUUGUGAUGGAGCAGAAGGUAGUACUCAUCACUGGCUGCUCGUCAGGAAUCGGACUCAGUCUAGCUAUCCAUCUCGCAUCAGAUCCAUCCAAAACAUACAAAGUGUAUGCCACCAUGCGCAACCUGGAUAAGAAGCAGCGCUUGCUGGAGAGUGUGAGAGACCUGCACAAUGACACCAUGGCCAUUCUGCAGAUGGACAUCACAGACCAGCAGUCCAUAGGGAACGUCCAGAGAAGCAUCACAGAAGGUCGAGUGGACAUACUGGUGUGUAAUGCAGGUGUGGGGCUGAUGGGUCCCCUGGAAGCCCAAUCAGAUGACAUUAUGAGAGGAAUCCUAGAGGUGAAUUUACUGGGUACGAUUCGCACCAUCCAGACAUUCCUACCCGACAUGAAGAGGAGGAGACAAGGACGAAUCCUGGUCACAGGCAGCAUGGGUGGGCUACAGGGUCUUCCCUUUAAUGAGGUGUACUGUGCUAGCAAAUUUGCCAUAGAGGGUGUCUGUGAGAGCCUGGCUAUCCUGCUACAACAGUUCAAUAUUCAGGUGUGUCUGAUAGAGUGUGGGCCGGUGAACACUGACUUCCUGAGGAACCUGAAGAAGACAGAGGUGAAUGACAAAUCUGUGGAAGUGGACGCACACACACGCCAUUUAUAUGAGAUAUACCUGCAGCACUGCGAGGUCAUGUUUCAGAAUGCAGCACAGGACACUGAUGACAUCAUUCAGGUCUUUAUGGAGGUGAUCCAGGCUCAGUGUCCGGUCUUCAGGUACUACACUAACAGCGCUCUUCUCCCUAUGAGUAGCCUCAAGCUGACGGCACUCGAUGGCUCACAAUACAUCCGAGCCAUGAGUAAGCUUAUCUUCUCUUCUGCUGCGAAUGCAGACACACACAAAUAACAACACAAUUGUUAUUCAUCAUUGAAGUUACAUAAUUAGGACUAGUUCGUUUCAGUUCUAAUUUCUUGGAUGUGAUUAUUAUUAAAGAUCAUGCUCUAUACGCAUGCAGAUGUAUAACCAAAAAAUGUUUCCUACUGAAAUAAAAAUAU